This is a messenger RNA of Aedes albopictus (Asian tiger mosquito), 513 nucleotides long. RefSeq lists its product as uncharacterized. The record is from RefSeq and is a predicted model, not a curated record. The transcript has a single exon. Lineage: Eukaryota; Metazoa; Arthropoda; Insecta; Diptera; Culicidae. The annotation marks the transcript as partial.
UCUUCCAAAUAUAAUAAUAAUAAUAAUAAUAAUAAUAAUAAUAAUAAUAAUAAUAAUAAUAAUAAUAAUAAUAAUAAUAAUAAUAAUAAUAAUAAUAAUAAUAAUAAUAAUAAUAAUAAUAAUAAUAAUAAUAAUAAUAAUAAUAAUAAUAAUAAUAAUAAUAAUAAUAAUAAUAAUAAUAAUAAUAAUAAUAAUAAUAAUAAUAAUAAUAAUAAUAAUAAUAAUAAUAAUAAUAAUAAUAAUAAUAAUAAUAAUAAUAAUAAUAAUAAUAAUAAUAAUAAUAAUAAUAAUAAUAAUAAUAAUAAAAAUAAAAAUAAUAAUAAUAAUAAUAAUAAUAAUAAUAAUAAUAAUAAUAAUAAUAAUAAUAAUAAUAAUAAUAAUAAUAAUAAUAAUAAUAAUAAUAAUAAUAAUAAUAAUAAUAAUAAUAAUAAUAAUAAUAAUAAUAAUAAUAAUAAUAAUAAUAAUAAUAAUAAUAAUAAUAAUAAUAAUAAUAAUAAUAAUAAUAAUAAUAAU